GUUAUACUUUCUUAUAUAUGAACGAAGUACAAAUUGCUUUCCAGCACCGAAAAAAAAGAGAGUACAAAUUGCUAAACGUUUCUCUCUGCUCGAAUCAAAUCGAAGAACAAAUUCAAGAAGGUUUUGUGAAUAUAAUUUGAAGACAUGACGACUGCGGCUCGACCCACGUGGGCACCUGCAAAAGGUGGUAAUGAACAAGGUGGUACUCGGAUUUUUGGCCCUUCUCAGAAAUACUCUUCAAGGGACAUGGCGGCCCAUACAACUCUAAAACCCAGAAAGGAGGGGCAAGACACCCAGGAUGAGUUGCAGAAGAAGAACCUCCGAGAGGAGCUGGAAGAGCGUGGGGAGUGGGUUUCUUUAUUUGUCAAUUUCCUAAUUAUACAGUGAUAUGACAGAGAUCGCAGGAGAGGAAGCCAGCUGUUGUUGGAAGGGGGCAGAAGGGACACUGAAAUUGUGCCGCGUAAUGUAGAUGCUGAUGAUUCUGAUGUGGAAGUCAAAAGUGAUGAUGAAAGUUCUGAAGAUGAUGAUGAUGAUGAUGAUGAAGAAGCUCUGAUGGCCGAGCUUGAACAAAUUAGGAAGGAAAAAGCGGAGGAGAAGCUACGAAAGGAACGACAAGAGCGGGAGGAAGAGCUUAAAGUCAAGGAAGCAGAGCUUCUCCGAGGGAACCCAUUGCUUAAUGGUGCAACAGCCACAUCCUUUAGUGUGAAAAGAAGAUGGGAUGAUGAUGUGGUGUUUAAAAAUCAGGCCCGUGGUGAAACCAAGGCUCCAAAGCGCUUCAUCAAUGACACUGUCAGGAAUGACUUUCACCGCAAAUUCCUGCAUAAAUACAUGAAGUAAUGUCAUAAAUCAAUCUAUAUCUUGAGAUGGGACCCCCCCAGCAACAAAGUCAAAAUGAACUUUGUCUUUAACAGUUGUAUGUACUGUAAUGUUCUAAUUGAAUGAACCGUGCUUGAUUCAAAUUGGCUUGUACUGAAAGAAAAAGAAAAGGGGUGUUGAAGAUGUAAGGCUUGUAAGCUGGAUCUUGAUAUUGAAUGUUACCUGUUUUAUGAAGUUGAAAGGAAUAGUUUGUUUGUUGAACUUGGUGAUGCGAUUGGUUUGUGUGAA
This is a messenger RNA of Prunus mume (Japanese apricot), 1104 nucleotides long. The record is from RefSeq and is a predicted model, not a curated record. Lineage: Eukaryota; Viridiplantae; Streptophyta; Magnoliopsida; Rosales; Rosaceae.